GAUGAACCCAACUGAAUUCAGUGAAGAUGUAGAAGAAGUUCUAAAGAAUAACACUGUGAAGGUAGAGGGCGACGAUGCUGCUGCUGCGCUGGACUGCUCCCGGAACUCCAGGGCCCCUGAGAAGCACCCUCUGGACGGCGUCCUCACUGCCCUCCAGGAUCCCAGCAAGCGGAAGCAGCUGGGCAGCGACGGCCAGCCAGACCCUGUCCCCAGUGUGAAGAGGAGGCGGUUGAUACCUGAGGCGCUCCUGGCAGGCAUGCGCAACCGUGAGAACAGCUCACCCUGCCAGGGCAAUGGCGAGCCUGCCAGCAGGGGCAGGAGUGGGAGCUCUGUGUGGCCUGCUGAAGAAGAGCCUUCCAAUGAGACCACCACGCCUUCCUACAAGAAGCCUCUGUACGGCAUCUCCCACAAGAUCAUGGAGAAGAAGAACACGCCCUCGGGGGACCUGCUCAGCCCCUACGAGCUCUUUGAGAAGGCAAAUUCCAGCAACAGCCCCUCUCCUCUGCGCCUGCUGAAUGAGUCUCAGAAGCGGGACUGUGGUGCCGGGGUUGCCGCCGACGGGGACCCCAAUAUCUACUUCCUGAUCCAGAAGAUGUUCUACAUGCUCAACACGCUCACAUCUAACAUGUCCCAGCUUCACAGCAAGGUGGACCUGCUCUCCCUCGAGGUGAGCCGCAUCAAGAAGCAGGUGAGCCCUUCCGAGCUGGUGGCCAAGUUCCAGCCUCCCCCGGAGUACCAGCUCACGUCUGCCGAGCUGAAGCAGAUCGUGGAGCAGAGCCUGUCCUGCGGAGACCUGGCCUGCCGCCUGCUGGUGCAGCUCUUCCCGGAGCUCUUCAGCGACGUGGACUUCUCCCACGGCUGCAGUGCCUGUGGCUUCGCCGCCAAGCGGAAGCUGGAGUCUCUGCACCUCCAGCUGAUCCGCAGCUACGUGGAGGUCUACUACCCCGCUGUGAAGGACACAGCUGUGUGGCAGGCCGAGUGCUUGCCACAGCUGAAUGACUUCUUCAGCCGCUUCUGGGCCCAGCGGGAAAUGGAAGACGCCCAGCCGGGCGGCCAGGUCACCAACUUCUUUGAAGCAGACCAAGUGGAUGCCGGCCACUUCCUGGACGGCAAGGACCAAGAGGAAGCUCUGUCUGUGGACCGCAGCAGCACCAUCGCCUCGGACCAUGUGGUGGACACACAGGACCUCACCGAGUUCCUAGACGAGGCCUCCUCUCCGGGGGAGUUUGCGGUGUUCCUCCUGCACCGGCUCUUCCCGGAGCUGUUUGACCACCGCAAGCUGGGCGAGCAGUACAGCUGCUAUGGCGAUGGUGGCAAGCAGGAGCUGGAUCCCCAGAGGCUGCAGAUCAUCCGCAACUACACGGAGAUCUACUUUCCUGAUAUGCAGGAGGAGGAGGCGUGGCUGCAGCAGUGUGCCCAGCGCAUCAACGACGAGCUAGAGGGCCUGGGGCUAGAGGGGGGCAGUGAGGGUGAGGCCCCACGGGACGACUGCUACGACUCCUCCAGCCUGCCAGACGACAUCUCGGUGGUCAAGAUAGAGGACAGCUUCGAAGGCGAGCGGCCUGGCCGGCGCUCCAAGAAGAUCUGGCUGGUGCCCAUUGACUUUGACAAACUGGAGAUCCCACAGCCUGACUUCGAGGUGCCAGGCUCAGACUGCCUGCUGAGCAAGGAGCAGCUGCGCAGCAUCUACGAGAGCAGCCUGUCCAUUGGCAACUUUGCCUCCCGCCUGCUGGUGCACCUGUUCCCGGAGCUCUUCACCCACGAGAACCUGCGCAAGCAGUACAACUGCAGCGGCUCGCUGGGCAAGAAGCAGCUGGACCCCGCCCGCAUCAGGCUGAUCCGCCACUACGUGCAGCUGCUCUACCCGCGAGCCAAGAACGACCGCGUCUGGACUCUGGAGUUCGUGGGCAAGCUGGACGAGCGCUGUCGGCGCAGGGACACGGAGCAGCGGCGCUCCUACCAGCAGCAGCGCAAGGUCCAUGUGCCUGGCCCUGAGUGCCGGGACCUAGCCAGUUAUGCAAUCAACCCCGAGAGGUUCCGAGAGGAGUUUGAGGGGCCCCCGCUGCCUCCUGAAAGGAGCAGCAAAGACUUUUGCAAAAUACCCUUGGACGAGCUGGUGAUCCCCUCGCCCGACUUUCCGGUGCCUUCCCCCUACCUGCUGUCAGACAAGGAGGUACGCGAGAUCGUGCAGCAGAGCCUGUCGGUGGGCAACUUCGCCGCCCGGCUCCUGGUCAGGCUCUUCCCUGAACUCUUCACAGCCGAGAACCUUCGACUGCAGUACAACCACUCCGGGGCUUGCAACAAGAAGCAGCUGGACCCCACGAGGCUGAGGCUCAUCCGCCACUACGUGGAAGCUGUCUACCCCGUGGAGAAGAUGGAGGAGGUGUGGCACUAUGAAUGUAUACCUAGCAUCGACGAGCGGUGUCGCCGCCCCAACAGGAAAAAGUGCGACAUCCUCAAGAAAGCCAAGAAAGUGGAGAAGUGACAGGGCCAGAACUGCCCAGGAACUUGGGCCACCGCAGGCUGCGCAGUGGGUGUCCUUGGGACUGAGCGUUCUCUCGGGGCUCGUGUACGGUAUCCACAGACAGGCACCUUAUGUCAGUGGGGAGAGGUUUCCUACAUUUGCACACGUAAACACCUACCCAGCCACAAGAAAGAAGCCUUGAAUUCCGUCUCUUGUAUUCAUGCCUUUGUUCUGUGUUCCCUGGUGGCACAGCCAGAGUUUGGGGGUAGCCAAGCUGUGAAAUCAGAGAAUCGGUAGGGUAGGGUCCCUUCUCAGGGCUGGGGCGCCUUCCCUAAUUCUUACAGUUCAAAACACAAAUGUAGAGUAGAUGUGGCCCACAGCUCCAGGCGGAGGCGGGUGGACCUCUGCGAGCGUGAGGCCAGUGUAGUCCACCUGGUCUAUACCAGGGCUGCAUCAUGAGACGUUGUCUCAAAAGCGACAAAAUGCAAGCUGAGCAACUUGUUUCUCUCCCCGGGUUUUACAGCUUCCAUUUUUAUCUUUUUUUUUUUUUUUUUAAUUAAAUGAAACCAUUUUAAAGAAGAUCAUUGGGCUCUUUGGGAGCCAUUUUAUUAGGGAAAAAAAAACUUAAAUAUUUGAGAUGAGAUGCUCUAAGAUUACUUCGGUUGCCAGGAUUUUUAAAGAUGAUUUUAGAUUUAUGCUUUUUUUUUUUUUUUUUCUUUUUUAAAGAAAUGCCAUGUUCAGGCAUUCUGGAUAACCGGCUUCAGGUGGCAUAGUGACUGGUUUACUAAUCCUGUGUUUGACAUCUGAUUUUGGAAGAGUCCAGAGGCCUCUUGGAUUCAGCAGACAGGAUGGGAUAGAAGUAGUGUGUAGCCCUUCUGCUCUAUGUGAGUUUCCUUUCUGCUGUGGUCCCCAGAAAGGUUACCUGUGGCUCAGCCUGCCUGCCACUGCGAUGUGGUGCUCACUGUGUAGACGAGAACACUGGAAGAUGAUAUGAAUGUAGAUAGAGGUGGAGGCACAGUUCUUAUGGUCUUCAUGCGAGCUGUGUCCUUCCGUAGCCCUGUCCCUUCUCCACACAUCGCUGCUGGCUUGGAGGGACAGACACAUUGGGACGCAAUGUGUAGGGACAUUUUUGUGUGAUUUAUGGGUGGGCUUCUCUUGGGUUCACCAAGAACUGUUUACUUUCCCCGUAUUUGUACAAAGCCCAUGUCCCCAGACCUCAGUGUUAGCUCCUCCCACGAACAGCAUGGCCUUGAACCUCCAAAGCCCAGGCUCUUUCGCAGGUGUUGGAAGGACCCAAACCAUCUUAAAUGAAGCGCCCAUGCCCCUUCCCAGCCCCUCAGACCCUUUUCCCUCAAAUCUUCCAGGAAGUUCUGCCUCCCUCCCCUGGCCCAUCCCUAGCAUGGAGGUACACACCUCUAUGUGCCCCUCCCCCACUGGGGCCAGAUGCCUAAGAAGGAAAAGAAACAGUGUUUCUCAAACUGAAUUCAUCUGAUCAUUGACCUAAAGAUUGAGUUGUCCAGGGUGGUCAUAAAACCCUAUUAUGGGACAUUACAGAUGUGAUAACUUAAUGGCUUAAUAUGUUGCUACCUUAAUAUGCAGAAAUGAUAGAAAUAAUCUAUGAAUUUUCUCGUACCGAUAAGAACUUUAGUUCUAGAAGACAAUAUGAUGUAAUUUUGCAUGUACCCAGUGGCCAUUUAAAAGAAAAGUUCUGAAUACUAUGAAGCUUCUAUUCAUUGGCAUUUUCAUAUUAUUUAUGCUGUAACUGUAAACCUAAAUUAUUGACAUUGGAAGUGCCCAGUGUGGCCUUCUGUCAGUGCCCACACCCGCAUCUCCUUACUAAAAAGUGAGAUGAGGACUCCACAGACAGCAAGGCAGCCUUGUGCCCAGAAGUACCGGCAGCCAGAAGAAUCUCCUUUUCCCCUCACUCGGGUCUCUCUCUAAUGCCUUAGUCACACACACACUACCCCAAAGAUGGCUGUGGCGCCCUCUCUGCUUCCACUAGAGAAUUCCACGGGCUUUGUUCUGGUCUUAAGGAUGAAACCGAGAGGAUUCCAAGCCAUGUGAAAACUGUCCUGCUUUCUGGAGAGCGGAAUGUGGCCCUGCAACAUCAGAAGCACAAUCGGUUACUAAGUUUUUAGAAGCCCUGUCUACUCACAUCAGAGAAAUGGCGGCUUCUAGGAAUUAGAGCGUGACUUUGUAACACAGAGCAUGUUAGAUUCUGGGAAACUGUAUUUUGGUUUCCUGAACACUUUAACUAUGUAGGGCUUCUUCCCCGCCCCCGCCCCCU
Psammomys obesus (fat sand rat) is the source of this 4751-nucleotide messenger RNA. It is a transcript of the gene Bend3, whose product is annotated as BEN domain containing 3. Gene Ontology annotation, cellular component: heterochromatin. The coding region runs from base 2 to 2485 and encodes 827 amino acids. The record is from RefSeq and is a predicted model, not a curated record. Lineage: Eukaryota; Metazoa; Chordata; Mammalia; Rodentia; Muridae. Gene Ontology annotation, molecular function: DNA binding. Gene Ontology annotation, biological process: rDNA heterochromatin formation. The transcript is spliced from 3 exons.